Xenopus laevis (African clawed frog) is the source of this 1548-nucleotide messenger RNA. It is a transcript of the gene poc1a.L, whose product is annotated as POC1 centriolar protein A L homeolog. The record is from RefSeq and is marked provisional. Gene Ontology annotation, cellular component: ciliary basal body; cytoskeleton; centriole. Gene Ontology annotation, biological process: microtubule-based process; cilium assembly; multicellular organismal-level homeostasis. Lineage: Eukaryota; Metazoa; Chordata; Amphibia; Anura; Pipidae.
CAGCAAAGAGCGGCAGUUUAGAAUGUUUGCUGUUUGCAGGCGGAGAGACUGAGGCAAUUGACUCUUCUCCUCUUCACACUGAGCAGCAGAUACAGCGUGUCGGUGACCAUGGCCGGCCAGUCGGAGGAUCCUUCCCUUGAAAGACACUUUAAAGGCCACAGAGAUACAGUCACUGCCGUGGACUUCAAUGCCAACACAAAGCAACUGGCCAGUGGCUCCAUGGACUCCUGCUUGAUGGUAUGGAACAUGAAAACCCAAAUGAGAGCGUAUCGAUUUGUGGGGCAUAAAGAUGCAAUAUUGUCAGUAGACUUCUCUCCUUCUGGUCACCUUAUUGCGUCCGCAUCCAGAGACAAAACCGUGCGCCUAUGGGUCCCAAGUGUGAAAGGCGAAUCCACUGCAUUCAAGGCCCACACGGGCACUGUACGAAGUGUUAGCUUCUCUGGCGAUGGGCAGUCAUUAGUUACUGCAUCGGAUGACAAGACUAUUAAAGUUUGGACGGUUCAUAGGCAAAAAUUUCUCUUUUCCCUGAAUCAACACAUCAACUGGGUGCGCUGUGCCAAGUUUUCACCCGAUGGAAGACUUAUAGUGUCCGCUAGUGAUGACAAAACUAUCAAAUUAUGGGACAAAACCAGCAGGGAGUGUAUACAAUCAUUUUGUGAACAUGGAGGUUUUGUAAACUUUGUUGAUUUCCACCCAAGUGGCACCUGCAUAGCGGCUGCAGCAACAGACAACACAGUGAAGGUGUGGGAUAUCCGCAUGAAUAAACUGAUCCAGCAUUACCAAGUUCACAGUGGCGUGGUGAAUUCUCUUUCAUUUCAUCCAUCUGGGAAUUACCUGAUCACCGCUUCCAACGACUCAACUCUUAAAGUUCUCGAUUUAUUGGAGGGGAGAUUACUGUACACUCUUCAUGGUCAUCAGGGACCAGUAACUUGUGUGAAGUUCUCUAGAGAAGGAGACUUUUUUGCCUCUGGUGGCUCUGAUGAGCAGGUGAUGGUUUGGAAGACAAACUUUGAUGCUGGCAGCUACCCAGACCUUCUGAAAUACAGACAAAAUGAUACGUUUCCCAGUGGUGGAGACUACACAUCAAUAGUGCAACCUGCAGACGUACAUCAGCCAGCGAUGAAUGCUCACGUAACUCAGGCAGCUGACCUAGAGCCUCACAUCACUGAGAUGUCUGUGAAGGACAGAAGUUCUCCACUUAGUUAUACAUCCCGUUCUGUUGAUCAGCAUCAUCCACAGGCAGAGGAUGGGAACCUUCAAACUGUUGCAAGCACUUUGGAGCAUAUUGUUGGACAAUUAGACAUUCUUACACGAACGGUGGGAAUUUUAGAGCAAAGGCUUUCCCUAACAGAAGACAAAUUGAAAGAAUGCAUUGAGCAGCAGCAGGCAACUGUUCCGCCCAGUCACAGUGGUACAAAAAAGUCAUCAUUUUAACGGGCUGUUCCAGGACUUUCGGUUAUUUUUAUUCAGAUUUUCACUUUUUAUGGAAUAUAUAAUUUUAUUGUAAAUAUUUGAAUGUAUUGUUUUAAUAAAAUGUUUUUGAAUGGA